AUUUUAACUGUCGGGCGAGGACAACUCCCACUUUAUUGACAAAGAAGACUAAGUCUCAUUUUGAAUAAGUUACAAACCCGUGUUUGACUUGGUCUCGUUUAAAAAAAUAGGGAAUAAACGGUUAUACCAGCAUGGAUUUGGACUCCAUGAAAUAUGCUGAUUUGCGAGGCCUCGCUAAGGAGCUCGGGCUUAAGGCGAACAUGAAGGCCCACAAACUCCUCAAAGCCCUAAAACAGCAUUAUCAACAAGAUAACAACAACGAAGAGGAAAAACGGAGCAACGAUAAUGUCCAAGAGGAUGAGAAGGACAGUCAAGAUGGAGAUUGCAAGGACGCCGCUUUUAGCACCACAGUGUUCGUAAACACAUGUCGGGGUAGAGGCAAAGCCACCAAGAGAAAGGUUACCGAAAAUACAACCGUAACAGAGGGUGAUGUCAAGAUGAAACCAAAUGCUGCACAGGGUGAUGCUGAAAUAAAUUCGCACAGCACAUCCUCCACUGCAAAAAGUGCUAAGAGGAGAAAGACGUCAUCUGAUGAAGACUGUGAAAAAACUGAACCAGUGUCCCAUAAGGAGCUUCAGACCACCAUCGGUGAGCAGCAGCAGGCUGACACGAAGGAUGAACCGCCUGCGUGUGGUGGAACAGAAAAGGCACCAAAAGUGGCUAAAGCUGGUAAAAUCCCUCGUUACCAAGGUCUCCAGCAGAAGAACAAGACUCUGUUGAAGCCUGUCACUCCUAACUUCAAAAAACUGCAUGAGGCACAGUUUAAUAAAAUGGAGUCCAUUGACACCUUCCUCCAGCGGAAGACAAAGCAGAUGGAAACCUACAGGAAGCCGGUGAAAGAACUUAAGGAGCUUUCAGACAACACUAAAUUGCAGCAACCCGAUGGCAAAGCCCACAUGAAGAAAAAUCCAGCCCGUGCCACUGUGUUCAGCCCUGCCCCGGGGAAUGGUAAACCAGCUGAAGAAGACUGCGGACACACUUUGCUCUCAGCCAGUAAAGUUCCACCUAAUAAAGCUGCAGGGAAAGAUGUUCCAUUCAGACCAUCUAUCCUUUCCACGCGCAGGAUCAAUGUGCGAUUCUCAGAAGCAACUUGUGACAACAAGCUUAAGAGAUCUUUGGUGAAAACACCGGCACGCAUGUCACCUUGCAUGGCUUCCAGCACCCCCAAAAAGCAGACUGCUGGUGCAGGAAAGCCCCAAAGUUUCAGGAAUUCAACUUUUUCUGCGCCAAAAACGCCAGGACUAUUCGUUUUCACCGGCAACACAAGCACUUCAGCAACCCCUGGGAAAGAGAAGAAACCGAAUUUUGAUCUGAAAGCGAGUCUGUCGCGUCCUCUCACCUACAAGCCACAUAAAGGUAAACUUAAGCCGUUUGGAGAGACCAAAGAAAACCCAUCAGGAAACAAGUCUCUUGUCUCAGACACACGUCAGGAAAGUUACAAACAACACAAAGUCCAGUCAAGGGAGGAAAGGAGGACAAAACAAAUGGAAGGCCGCAAGCAGAAAAAAGAGGGUCUACUUGGGGCGAGGAGAGGACUUGUCAUGAUGUAGAAAUGUUGUGCUUGCUUUUGACGUAUGCAAUCUUUUAGCUUGUUGUAGCAAAGUAGACUGCUCCUAUCUUCUCUGCAGCCUAUCUUGCAGAGUUUCUAGGUUUGUGUAUUUGUUUAAAAAGCAUUUUUCCUAAAAUAAUUCUUUUUGUCUCUUAGUGGAUAGUAUAUUCUCUUAGAUUGCAAUAAGAGUUUCCAAUUCUGUUUUUUACAAGUUUUAUGUUUUUUUUAAAAAAAACAUUAUUCUAAGAAUAAAAAUUUGACC
Messenger RNA from Melanotaenia boesemani (Boeseman's rainbowfish), 1811 nucleotides. It is a transcript of the gene nusap1, whose product is annotated as nucleolar and spindle associated protein 1. Gene Ontology annotation, biological process: establishment of mitotic spindle localization; mitotic cytokinesis; mitotic chromosome condensation. Gene Ontology annotation, cellular component: microtubule; nucleolus; mitotic spindle. The transcript is spliced from 12 exons. Lineage: Eukaryota; Metazoa; Chordata; Actinopteri; Atheriniformes; Melanotaeniidae. Bases 132 to 1550 code for a protein of 472 amino acids. Gene Ontology annotation, molecular function: microtubule binding. The record is from RefSeq and is a predicted model, not a curated record.